CCGCGACUCCACAAGCGCUCGAGCAGGUUGCUUGUGGGAGGAGCUGUUCGGCCAGGUCUCGGCGCGGCCCUCGUGCGGUCGGUGCCUGACAGGCGCUCACGAGAAGGGGGCGGAGGCUCGCGCGCGCCUGGGAAAAUGUUGCGCAGGUUCUAAAAUGGAACGUUGGAGGCGGCGUGAUUGAGCGCGCGAGGGGUGUGUGCCUGUGUGUAAGUGAGUAAGUCCAAGCGAGCGUUGCAAUAACAGCAGCAAAAAAAGCCCAAGAGUCCGCGGCACGUAGACGGACCCCGCACCGAAUCUGGGAACAGCCGCCUCCUCAUUUCUCCCUGUAUGGAGCUUUCCGCUAUCGGAGAGCAGGUGUUUGCGGUGGAGAGCAUCAGGAAGAAGCGCAUAAGGAAGGGUAAAGUGGAAUAUCUGGUGAAAUGGAAAGGAUGGCCUCCCAAAUACAGCACGUGGGAGCCAGAGGAUCACAUUCUUGACCCUCGCCUGGUGAUGGCUUAUGAAGAGAAGGAAGAACGAGAGCGUGCCUCCGGUUACAGGAAGAGAGGCCCCAAACCGAAGCGCCUUUUGUUGCAGAGGCUGUAUAGUAUGGACUUGAGGAGUGCACACAAAGGGAAAGAGAAACUCUGCUUUUCUCUGUCACGGAGGUUUGGGGGAGGAGGAAACAACUUGACAGGGACCAAGGGAGGGCAGGCAGAGCUGUCUGAGAAGAGCGGGGGAGGAGGGGUGCUGCCUUUUCCUCUUCGGAAGCAGAACAAGAACCAGAAGUACUUGCGCCUCUCACGGAAGAAAUUCAACCGUAUGUCAAGCCUGGAGAACCGGAAUCGCCGCCGGGAGUUUUUCCUGAAGGAACCAAUAGCGCUAGAGGACAGGCAGACCCCCAAUGACUGGGAUGAGGCCACACAACCUGCCAGCAAAGAGGUGGGCUCAGAUACAGCAGAGGGUUCCCUUUCAUGGAGCCCAGCCCUGCCCCCAAAUGAAGUGACAGUGACGGACAUCACAGCAAACUCCAUUACCGUGACUUUCAGAGAAGCACAAAUGGCAGAGGGCUUUUUCCGAGACCGGAGCAUCCCGUUCUGAAACUUUAUUUUUAUUUUGUGGUUUUCUCUUUUUUUCAUGUCUGGGGAUUCCUUCCCCCCAUGUUCCUAAUGAGAUUUCUCUCCCCCCCUCCCUUAUGGCAGGUGAUUUAAGUAUAUUCUGUAACAAAAUCCGAAAAUUUUCCUUCACAGAUGUUUACAGAGGAUUUUGAUUUUGACUGUUGAUGCCUUGCUGACUUAAUUUCCCCCCUGCUCCUCUUUCAAGUACGCAAAAAUCACAACAAAAAAGGCAGUGUGGGGGUGCCUGUAAUGUGUUUUUCCCCCUUCAUUUGUUACUAUAGAUAUAUAGAGAAAAAAAUAUAUAGAUAUAUUACUUGUCUGUUA
Messenger RNA from Heteronotia binoei (common prickly gecko), 1418 nucleotides. It is a transcript of the gene CBX7, whose product is annotated as chromobox 7. The record is from RefSeq and is a predicted model, not a curated record. Lineage: Eukaryota; Metazoa; Chordata; Lepidosauria; Squamata; Gekkonidae. Gene Ontology annotation, biological process: negative regulation of transcription by RNA polymerase II. Bases 328 to 1077 code for a protein of 249 amino acids. Gene Ontology annotation, cellular component: PRC1 complex. The transcript is spliced from 6 exons.